Messenger RNA from Salvia miltiorrhiza (redroot sage), 626 nucleotides. RefSeq lists its product as uncharacterized. The transcript has 2 exons. Gene Ontology annotation, cellular component: endoplasmic reticulum membrane. The record is from RefSeq and is a predicted model, not a curated record. Gene Ontology annotation, biological process: vacuolar proton-transporting V-type ATPase complex assembly. Lineage: Eukaryota; Viridiplantae; Streptophyta; Magnoliopsida; Lamiales; Lamiaceae. Bases 10 to 330 code for a protein of 106 amino acids.
GGAGCUGUAAUGGAAGUCAUGAGCAAGUUCUUAAUUGCAUCGAUACUUAUGUGGACCGUGCCUAUUGCAGUAUUAUACGGGUUUAACCAUAAUUUAUUCCCUGGUUCAGCUAGCUUGUCUGCGGAGUCCCUGACACUGUGGAGUGGAAUCCUUGCAGUGGUCUCCGUAAAUGUGGUUAUUGUGCUCUACAUCAUCUCAGCCAUGAAAGAGCCCUCCUCGGACAAACACGAGCCGGAUCCUAGAUUCCUAGCAGACGCGAAGGCUAGCAUAAAGCAGCAGCCGGGACCAACUGAAGUCGACUCAUCAUCAGACCGUGCAAAACAAGAAUAGCCGAUGUUAACUGAGUACGAGGUAAUUUCAGCUCUGGUUUCUGAAAGAACCCUAGACAAACGAGCAGCGAGAUUAUCAAUAGUUUCAACCUGCUUCACUUUCAUGAUCAGAGUUUGUGUAUGAGCCAAGAAGUCUGAGGUUUUGCUCUUAAUUUACCUUUGCCCUUGUUUUUUUUUUUUUUUUUCCAGAUUUUUCUUGAUUAUUACUACAUUUGGAUAUAGAAUUCAGUUACCACUCAACAUUUUUGUAGUUGAUAUUUAUAAAAAUUGAUGACUUAUUGGACUUUCAUUCCUUAA